GAUCAAGCACUAAGCCAGUAACACAGAUGACAUAAUAACCUUAGGCUUCAAGUUGUCAUUUCAAGGAGCGAAGAAGAGAUAUAUCUGUAGUCGCUGAUCGUUGAAUCGCCGAUACGAAUUCGAUUCCUCACGAGUGCGAGUGCAUAUUUUCAUCUGAAUUCAAGAUUCCACGAAUCUGUAUCUCUUUUUCUUAAUUCAAGUUUCGCAUUCAGGCAACUUUUUUCUGUUUCCUUUGCGACGGUGACAUCCCGUUCUUCAUGUUCAGUUCCAUGAAUCUUGAUUAUUCGAAUGCUAGAAAUCUGAUCCAUGAAUCUUGAUUAUUCAAACCCUAGAAAUCUUAUUUAAAUUCAAGUUUCUGCUGUCCAUGGCUUGCCUCGAUUCCAAAGAGAGAUAUAGAAACGAUCGAAAGAAAUAUAAAGCUUCUAGCUCUUCUGAAUUUGAUAUCAUUAUUCACUGGUUCAUCUCUCUUUCUUUCAUUGUCAAUCCACUCUCCUUUAGAUUUCUGAUGUAUCCAUUCUUUUCUGAUGCGUAAUCUUGAUGAUUCUUGAUUAUUCAUGUCUAAGAGUUGAUAAAAAUUGAAAAGUUUCCAUGUGUAUACUUAAGACAAGUUAGUUGCUCUGAUUAGAUGAAACAAAAUUUAAUGAAUUAUUGACUCUAAAUGUGACUUAGAAUGAGUUUUUAUUCUUAUGAAAUUGACUUAGUAUGCUUAGAUGGAUUCUUGACCCAAAAAUGUGACUUGCAAUUUAAAUUUUGUAUUCAUAUGAAAUUGAGAUUUAUGUUUGGGUGACCCUAAAUUUAAUCAAGAGAUAGAUGCUUGACCCAAAAUGUGACGUGCAAUAUAAAUGUAUGUGACUUGCAAUAUAAAUGUUUUAUUCAUAUGAAAUUGAGAAUGUAUGCUUGAAUGACCCUAAAUUUAAUCGCGAGAUGGAUUCUAGACCCAAAAAUGUUGCUUGCAAUAUGAAUCUUGUAUUCAUAUGAAAUUGAGAUGUAUGCUUGGAUGACCCUAAAUCACGAGAUAGAUACUUGACCCAAAAUAUAGCUUGCAAUAUGAAUCUUGUAUUCAUAUGAAAUUGUGAUGUAUGCUUGGAUGACUCUAAAUCACGAGAUAGAUACUUGACCCAAAAUGUGACUUAAUAUGAAUCUUGUAUUCAUAUGAAAUUGGGAUGUAUGCUUGGAUGACCCUAAAUCACGAAAUAGAUACUUGACCCAAAAUGUGGCUUGUAAUAUGAAUUUUGUAUUCAUAUGAAAUUAGAAUGUAUACUUGGAUGACCCUAAAUCACAAGAUAGAUAUUUGACCCAAAAUGUGGCUUGCAAUAUGAAUCUUGUAUUCAUAUGAAAUUGAGAUGCAUGCUUGGAUGACCCUAAAUCACGAGAUAUAUAAUUUAUCCAAAAUGUGGCUUACAAUAUAAAUUUUGUAUUCAUAUUAAAUUGGGAUGUAUGCUUGAAUGACCCUAAGUCAUGAGAUAAAUAUUUGACUCAAAAUGUGGCUUGCAAUAUGAAUUUUUUAUUCAUAUGAAUUUGAGAUUAUAUGUUUGGACGACCCUAAAUUUAAUCACGAAAUAGAUUAUUGACCCAAAAAUUUGACUUGCAAUAUGAAUUUUGUAUUCAUAUGAAAUUGGGAUGUAUGCUUGGAUGACCCUAAAUUUAAUCACAAGAUAGAUGCUUGACCCAAAAUGUGGCUUGCAAUAUGAAGUUUUUAUUAUAUGUGACUCUAAAUGAUAUGACAUUUGAUAAAUUGGGAAAAUGAUAUUGUGCCUCGACAAACAUUAGAUCGAAAUUUGAUAUUUGAACCUAAAUGAUUGUAAUUUAAUAAAGUGGGAUGACAAUUGUGCCUCGAUAACCAUUGAUGCCCAAAUAUGAUAUUUGAGCUUAGAUGACACUAUAUUCGAUAAAUUGAGAUGAUGGUGUUAGAUGCGAAAUUUGAUAUUUGAGUCUAUGUGAUCCUAAAUGCGUUAAAUUAGGAUGAUGGUGCUGCGCCUCGAUGACUUUUAGUGCAAAAUAUGAUAAAUUUGAAUGAUGGUUUUGUGCCUAGAAGACUUUGCAUGUCAGAUGUGAUAUUUGAACCUAGAUGAUCCUAUAUUCCAUGAAUUGAAAUGAUUGUGCAGUGCCCUGAUGAUCUUUGAUCCAAUAUUUGAUAUUUGAGCAGAGAUGAUUCUUAAUUCGUAAAAUUAGAAUGAUGGUGUUGUGAUGCGAUGACCUUGGAUUCAAAACUGAUUUGAGCUAGAUGGUCUUAAAUUCGAUAAAUUGAAGUGAUAAAAAAUUUCCUCGAUAAUAUCAAAUACAAAAUUUGAUAUUUGAGUUUAGAUUGUCCUAAAUUUAAUAAAUUAGAAUGAUAGUAUUGCACCUCAAUGAUAUUGAAUGCAAAAUAUAAUUUUGAGUCUAGAUAUUUUAAAUUUGAUAAAUUGAUAUUAUGGUUUGGUGCCGUAAUAACUUUGGAUGCGAAUUUGACUUUUGAGCCUAAAUGAUAUGAAAUUUGGUAAAUUGGUGAAGUUCUUAAAGAAGAGAGGAUUGGCUAACUGAAGACUAAGUUGGGUUGCUCCUUCAUAAAAAAAAAAAAAAAAAAACUUUUGAUGAAUAUGAAAAUGAUUAUAUUAGAGAAGGAACUUGGUUUUCAACUGCUAUUUUACAAUGGAAUAUUUUAUGAAAUCAUGAGAUUUUUAAGCUUCACGGUGCUUGCAUGGCAAUGGUUCCUUGCUCCUUGAUGUCUCGGGUGUUGUGGUUGCUAAUGUUUCAUUUAUCAAGUAUCAGCGCCCUUCAUUUCUGCCUGAUGGGUUUGGAUAUGGCAGCAGAUUAAAGUGCCGAGUUCUCUUUCCUGCGAUGAGGACAAAACAGAUUUUUUUUAAUCAUAAGAAGAAACAGAAUUUUAAAUGGAUGUAUUUAUAAAUACCUUAUAUGCACUUCUAUACCUAGUUGUCCAAGGCUCACUUAAAGUCACCCGAACAGGGAAAUUAUAGAAAGGAGGUGUUAGUUACAAGGGAAGGACCAAAGGUUAGUAUUGAGAAGACUAGUGUGUUUCUCAAAAAAUGUUGACAGGAAUCUUAGAACUGUGUUGAGUGGAACGCUGGGCUUUCAAAGUACAGAGGAUUUGGGGAAGUACCUUGGGGUUCCUUUUUUGCGUAACAAUAGUAAAAGAGGUACUGAUAAGUUUCUAAUGUAUAAGAUUUCUCAAAGACUUAGUAACUGAAAGACAAAUAGUCUCUCCCUUGUUGGUAGAGUAACCCUUGCCCAUCGGUAAUCCAAGCCAUGCCCUCCUAUGUCAUGCAAAUGGCUUAUAUUCCAAGAGCUCUCUGUGAUGAAAUUGAUCGAAAAUGUAGGGACUUUGUUUGGGGAGACACGUCGGAGCGUAGAACUUGUCAUCUAAGAAUAGUGGUGGCUUGGGUCUUCGAUCUGCGCGGAAUAUGAAUAUGGCGAUUAUGAUGAAAGCGGGUUGGAAUCUGUGUCACAGAAGUAAUGAUAUGUGGGUAAGAACCAUCAAAUUGAAUAUAGGUGCGGCCAUGACAUUAUGCCUAGAAUCAAUUGCAAGAGAGUUGGAUCCAACUUUUGGCAAGGAAUCUGCAAGGGAUGGAAGAAUGCCAAUGCAAAUAUCAUUUGGAGAGUGCGGGGUAGAGCUAGAGUGAAUUUCUGGACUGACCAUUGGGUCCCAAAUGUGGGGAAUCCUGUGGAUGUGGCCUUAACCAGCGUGUUGGGGGUGAAUGGGAUGUGGUCAAGCUAAGGAAGCAACUGCUCAAACUGUUAUUAACUCCCUUCUAACUAUUCCUCCUCCGAGCUGCACUGAUGAGAAGGAUUUAAUAGCUUGGAAAAGUGUAAAUGAUGGAACCUUUUCUUCUGCUCAAGCCUAUAAGUCUCUCAUACCAGUGAAUAAUCUGAAUUCUAAUUCUGUAAUCCCUCUGAUUUGGCGUUGGAAAGGGCCAGAAAGAAUUAAGUUACUUUUGUGCAAGAUUGCAAAAGGAAUUCUAAUGGCGAAUGUGAAGAGGAAACAACGAGCUAUGACUGAUAAUGACUUGUGCCCAAUAUGCAAGUUAGUCCCCCUAAACAUUGCUUCAUGCCUUCAGAGAUUGUGGAUGUGUUAUGCAGAUUUGGAGAUUUUACUGGUUGGUUGAUAAUGACUCAAUGUUCCUGGAUUCUAAUUUGGAGGAUUGGAUUAGGUGCAAUUUCACCUGCACAGGAAAUUCAGCUCAGGGUGAGAGUUGGUAUACUUUUUUUGCUGCUGUCUUGGAUAAAAUUUGGUGCACUAGGAAUGAGCUAGUCUUCAUGGUUAUCAUCCCUAAUCACCAUAAUCUUCUUUUCCAAAUUCACUACGUGGUUGAGGACAUUAGAAGGUCUAGAGAGGAGGCGAUUGUCAUUAAUGUCGGCGGCUUGAAUAGGUCCAACAACUCUUUCUUGUACUGGUCUGCUCUGGAGGAAGGAGUCAUGAAGAUCAAUUGUGAUGCUGCAGUGGGACAACUAGGUGAUUUUGCAGUUUGCAGGUUCAGGUGGUUUAGCGCGCGAUCAACCAGGAAUUCUUGUGGGGCUAUGCUGGAAGUGUGGGGAUUUGCUCUGGUACAGGCUGCAUUAUGGGCUGUGUUCAGGGAACUGCAUAUAGCUAUGGAAAGAAACCAAAUGCAGACUGUUGUGGAAUCAGACUCUCUCAUAGCAAUAGACCUAUUGAAGAAGGAAUGUUGUCUUACUCAUCCUAAUGCUGUUUUAGUGGCUAGAAUUAAAGAAAUGGCAGAGCCAUGGAGUUUAUCUAUUUUGUGUAUGUUCCUACGAAAGCAAAUUCAUUUGCAGAUUGUUUAGCAAAACAUGGUUUAGCCUUCGGAGGAAAUGGAGAAAUCUAUUGUACUGCUCCUGGGUUUCUGUUGAACUUCCUUAUGGAAGAUGUAAUGAAUAUGACUAUCUCUCAGAGUUAAUAUUAUUUCUUGGUUGGGGUGUUGCCCCUCACUAUUCACCAAA
This is a messenger RNA of Cicer arietinum (chickpea), 4932 nucleotides long. The record is from RefSeq and is a predicted model, not a curated record. Lineage: Eukaryota; Viridiplantae; Streptophyta; Magnoliopsida; Fabales; Fabaceae.